Messenger RNA from Boleophthalmus pectinirostris (great blue-spotted mudskipper), 1871 nucleotides. It is a transcript of the gene rbm46, whose product is annotated as RNA binding motif protein 46. Gene Ontology annotation, molecular function: mRNA binding. The transcript has 11 exons. The coding region runs from base 111 to 1871 and encodes 586 amino acids. NCBI's taxonomy places the organism in Eukaryota, Metazoa, Chordata, Actinopteri, Gobiiformes, Gobiidae. The record is from RefSeq and is a predicted model, not a curated record. Gene Ontology annotation, cellular component: nucleus.
CACGCCCUCAUGGCCGUUGGUUUGGUUUUUCCGUGCCGCUGAAAUACCGUAUUUUUCUCCGCUUUGAUUUCACUUUUUUUCUACUUAAACGUAAUUUAUAACUAAAGAAAAUGGUCAAAGACAGAUCUGAUGGAGAUGUGGACUCAGACCAGACCUCAGAGCAGGACUUGGAGCAGAACUUGGAGCAGGACUUGGAGCAGGACCCAAGCAGAGUGGCCAGUCCUCUGUUGGUGGAGGAUGAGUUAAGAGUGUUUUGUGCCAAUGAGAUGGCUCUGCUGGCUCUGAUAGAGAGAACUGGCUACACCAUGGUCCAAGAGAAUGGCCAGAGGAUGUAUGGAGGACCUCCACCAGGAUGGGAGGGGCCACCCCCUCCUCGAGGCUGUGAGGUGUUUGUGGGGAAGAUUCCCAGAGACAUGUACGAGGAUGAGCUCGUGCCACUGUUUGAACGCGCUGGAACAAUCUACGCAUUCAGACUCAUGAUGGAGUUUAGUGGAGACAACCGCGGCUACGCCUUUGUCAUGUACACCAACAGAGACUCAGCUCAGAGGGCCAUUCAGAUGUUGGAUAACCAUGAAAUCAGACCAGGCAAGUUCAUUGGUGUCUGUAUGAGUCUGGACAACUGCAGGCUCUUCAUUGGCUCAAUCCCCAAAGACAAGAAGAAAGACGAGAUCAUGGAGGAGAUGAAAAAGCUGACCGAUGGUGUGGUGGAUGUCAUCGUGUACCCAAGCUCCACCGAUAAAACGAAAAACAGAGGCUUUGCUUUUGUGCAAUACGAGUCUCACAAAGCAGCUGCUAUGGCCCGGAGAAAACUCAUCCCAGGCACAUUUCAGCUUUGGGGCCACUCAAUCCAGGUGAACUGGGCUCAGCCGGAGAAGGACGUGGAUGAGGAGGUCAUGCAACGAGUCAGAGUGCUCUAUGUGCGUAACUUGAUGUUGAGCACGUCGGAGGAGACUCUGCAGCAGGAGUUUUCUCGGUUCAAACCAGGAAGUGUCGAACGAGUCAAAAAACUCACGGACUAUGCCUUUGUGCACUACCGUCACCGUUACGACGCCCUGACUGCUCUGGGCCUGAUGAAUGGAGCGCUCAUCGAUGGAGCCACAGUCGAGGUGUCACUUGCCAAACCCGCCAAUGUGAACCGUGAGGGUGGGGCUAACUCUGGAGGGGGCGUGUCUAGGAAGUACCACAACAGAGGUUACCGGGGCAACAGUAACAACAGUAACCUUGUGAGCGGUGCCAUGGCGAGUGCGGCAGGGGGCGGUGAUGGAGCUAGAGGAGGGGCAGAGCUUAUGAUGCACAGGAACAACAAUAGAGAUGGACCAAUGAGAGACCUGUCCUCCGGACUGGGGGAGCUCUACCUUGAUCACACAGAUGGUGUGGAGCGGGGCAUGUACCCUCUGUUCCCCGGGACGCCCUUGAGUCCAACCAGCCUCCUGUCACUCAAACAGAGCCAGAUCUGCACAGCCCAGAGUUUACUUGAGUACUUCUGCAGAAAAAACUACUGGUCUCCUCCAGAGUAUCACCUCUACUCCACAUCCGGGCAGGACGGAAAGCUGCUGCUACUUUACAAGGUGGUUCUGUCUUCUACGCGCAGCACUUAUAUCCCAGACAAACUGUGUGUUCUUCUGGAUGAUGCCAAAGAGCUGGCUGCUCAGACCACACUCUGGAACCUCGCGAUGGGGGACUCCAGCCCUUCCCCGGCCCUGCAGACCCCGCCACCUGUCUCCAGCCCGGUGUUGACCUACGAACGACCUCUGACCCCCUGCCUGCCAAUGCCUCCGCCCUUUCCUCUGUCUCCUCUGGCCCCGCCCCUUGCAGUGCCUCCCAGCCAAUCACAGCGCCUCUACCUCAGCCCGCCGCCACUAUUUUACUGA